AUAAAGCUUAAAAUGAUCUCUAUAUCCACAACAAGACAUCAUAGGCCAUCCAUUCCUUACAGAUUAUAACACAAUCCACCGAUUCUCUUUUACCUUUUUGGAAUCUCUCCGGCCAUGGCCCUUUCAAUUUCUUCAACUGCGUUCUCGACUCUCCCAAUCAGAGAAUCGUUUCACAGAGGACAUUCUCCGGGAAAAUUCCCAAAUUAUGAGCUCCGGCGGGAUUAUUACCGUUUGAAAGCUGCGAAAUCCGGCGUGUCCAGCGUUUGUGAACCGCUCCCUCCCGACAGACCCCUCUGGUUCCCCGGCAGCAGCCCGCCGGAGUGGCUCGACGGCAGCCUUCCCGGUGAUUUUGGGUUCGAUCCGCUUGGAUUGGGUUCUGACCCAGAGACACUAAAAUGGUUCGCACAAGCGGAGCUAAUGCACGCAAGAUGGGCAAUGCUAGCCGUAGCCGGAAUCUUAUUACCGGAAUGGUUCGAAAGCUUAGGACUAAUACAAGAUUUCUCAUGGUACGACGCCGGAUCGCGGCAGUAUUUUGCAGACUCGACGACAUUGCUGGUGGCGCAGUUGGCGUUGAUGGGGUGGGUGGAGGGGCGGCCGGAGCCGGUCAUGGUGUUGCGGACUAAGGAGAUCAAGAAUGGGCGGCUGGCCAUGUUGGCGUUUGUUGGUUUGUGGUUUCAGGCUAUUUAUACUGGCCAAGGGCCGCUUGAGAAUCUCGCUGCCCACGUGGCAGAUCCCGGCCAUUGCAACAUCUUUUCGGCGUUUAGUGCAGGCUCAGGUUGAGUUGGAGCUUGUUUUGGCUUAGUUGAGACGGUGGAGUGUGUACAUAAACCAAUGGGAGGAGAAGAAUUUGUAAUGGUUGACUAUAAUCAUAUUUGGAUCUCUAUUGGUUGAAGAUUUAACAAAGUACUAUUGAACCAAAAACUGUCACUCAAUUUCUGAAUUCAAACCACACCAGUUUAAAAAGAAA
Molecule: messenger RNA, 967 nt
Organism: Benincasa hispida (wax gourd)
Lineage: Eukaryota; Viridiplantae; Streptophyta; Magnoliopsida; Cucurbitales; Cucurbitaceae
Gene: LHCA6
Product: PSI type II chlorophyll a/b-binding protein (Lhca2*1)
Biological process (GO): photosynthesis, light harvesting
Cellular component (GO): membrane
Source: RefSeq, a predicted model, not a curated record